Messenger RNA from Drosophila melanogaster (fruit fly), 3769 nucleotides. RefSeq lists its product as uncharacterized. The record is from RefSeq and is marked reviewed. The transcript is spliced from 6 exons. The coding region runs from base 182 to 3163 and encodes 993 amino acids. Gene Ontology annotation, cellular component: membrane; plasma membrane. NCBI's taxonomy places the organism in Eukaryota, Metazoa, Arthropoda, Insecta, Diptera, Drosophilidae.
AGCGCACAGUUCGGAUUGUGUUUGGUAUCCGGGCAAAGGACUUUUUUUGUCGUCUUUUUGCAAGGCUGCGGGAGUUUCCUCCGUGUUUACAGCCCGCAACUGCUGUCAAAAUAGUUUCGCCCGAAAUGAGUGCGGUGCGUGUUUGUGUGCGCGUUGAAUUAAUGCUACUCAGUGCCCCCAAAUGCUGAACUCAUUAGCUAGCCAUCGACUUUUCCAAACCGGCGAGACCAGAGGAGUUACCAUUACUUGUAGAAACACAAUGAUUCAAAUACUCACACAUCGUCCCAACUUCAGUCCUCUGGUGGUCUUCAUGUUACUUCUAGUCGACCACCGUCUCAUUGUGGACUCGAGUGUGCCUGUGCUGCAAAAUCCAUCGGAAGAGUACACAAAGUAUGUGCCGAUUGAGGAACUCAAAUUGCCAGAGGAUCAGGAACUGGUUGUCCGACUACCGUCGAACUCGCUGCUAAAGUACACAUCCUACAAGGAUGUGUCCAUCCUGCAUUUUGAUGUUCCACCCGAUUCGCGAACUGCCUACUUUACUUUCAAGGCGUUCGAGGAUCCCAAAAGUGCCUUUCAACGCAAGUGUAAGCCCAAGGAUGUCACGCUGCAUCUGAAGGCGAGCAGUUAUCCCGUGAUAAGUCCAGAGAACAUAACCUUUCCCAAGAACUUCUUUACCAAGGAUCAGAGAUUUAAGGUAUAUGACCUACAGUUUCUAUCCGAUGAGCAGCAGCAGCGUAUUACCAUUGAAGGACCUUAUAUAGGCAACUGGUUUGCGGUGGCGUUUGUGAGUUGGUCAGAUCCCAAUAACGACCGCAUUGAACAACAAGGACUCGCUGCUUCGUGUGACACUCUGCUGUCCGCCGAGAUGUCCGUUUCCCGAUUCCGUCCGAUAAUCAUAAAUAAUGGUCAGGAGCACGAGGACAACCUAACAAGUCAUGUUUUGCCCGAACUGAAUGGAGCCAAUAUAACCAAGGAUGCACUUAACACCUCCAGGCCGCUGCGCUCUAUUCCGCCCAAGCAGCAGAAACUGAAAGUUGCAUCCAAAUCCCUUGCGGAGGGCAAAUCCAGCCGAGCUGCUCAGUUUGCAAAUACUACGGAAAACCACAACAGCACACCGACCGCAAACAAUGAAAUCAUUUACAGAUUCUAUGUGCCAGACGAUAUAGGCGAUGCUACGGCGCGGAUAAUGUUCGACCAAGUGUGCGACGAGUGUCCGCCAGUGGGUUUCCAUGUACGAGCCAAUGGAUAUCCGCUGGGCGGUACGGAUCACAAUCAUGGUCACGGCACCAUCAUCCGGCCAAACCAGACGACAGAAAUCUCUAUUCAGUUUGGCGUGCAGCCCAAUUCGUGGCACUAUGCCCUAUUGACCUUCGUCAACGAGGCGGAUGAAUCGGAAAUGCAUUCUCAGGCCAACAAUAGUCAUACAAAUCAUAGCUUAUCGUAUGUACUGCAAAUUGAUUAUAUUACCGAGGACUCAGAUAACGCGAUGCAGAAGUCCAAGACCGUGCAAAACAGCACAAAUAGUUCCAGUGCAAAUCCCUGGGAACCCACUAAGUUCCGUCGAAUGAACUUUUACUCGCUGUUGCGCCAAACUUACCGCGAAUUCUUCAUGUUUGACUACGAUCUACGGCCGGAUGUAAACGGAACGGUGCCCGAAACCCUCAAUCUUACGGCCAAAACCCAUUCGGGAUUCGCCUUUGAUCUGGGCCAGGUGUCCGAUAUCGGAGGCACCCUUACCUUCGCUCUUUCCAUGAAAGAGGCGCACCGCGCAAGCCUGAAGAUGAGUCUGCCCACACAGCCGCCAGAUUUGGGCGGCAUCCUGGCCGAGCGACUGAUCGGGGAUCCCAAGGAGGAGGUGGUGCCCGCCGUCUCGGCGACCAGCAAUCAGAGCAUGCAGAUUGUGGUCUGCAUGCAGUUGGGUGAACCAGGAGAGCCGGAGUAUCCGGACAAGUGCCGCUACGGGCAGCGGCUAAUGCAGGCCUCCAUUAUUGUUAACAACACGGAGAGCAUGGGUCUAGUCCACGUGCCAUUCCCCGAGAGUGGUCGAUGGUAUGUGACCAUGGGGCUGUUCUGCCACGGAUCUGGAACCGCACGAGUGUCCAUCAUGGAGAGCGUUAAGGAGUUCAUCAGGAAGCACCAGGACAUGUUGGCUGAUAUGCGUUCCCCGUGUGACUGUGCUGAAUCCGUUGCUCGCUACACCAGCUGCUUGCAGUCUCCCGAUUGCCUGGAGGCGAUGAACGAAACCGAAACUCUCAAGGUGAAGGAGUGCAUCAUGGACGACAAGUGCAGUACCAAUUUCAAGCAGAUGACACGACUCUUCGUGGAACACCACAAGGCGGCAAUGGAGCAGCAUGUAGCGGUGGAGAACUGCAACACUUCGGUGGUCUUCUCGGUGUCCUCCAGUCCGUGUGUGGCCGGAAGAUGUGGACGAUUUGGAAGGUGCUAUCAUUACAUGUCCGGCGGAUUCGUCUUCUCCACGUGCGUCUGCUCGAAGGGAUAUCGUGGUUGGGAUUGCACGGAGGAUUCGCAGGUGCCCACCAACAUGUCCAUCCUGUUGGCCACCCUGCUGCUUACGCUAAGCAACCUGCUAUUCUUCCCGAGCAUCUACAUGGCGGUCAAAAGGCGCUACUACACCGAGGGCGUAAUCUACUUCUUUGCCAUGUUCUUCUCGAUCUUCUAUCACGCCUGCGACGCUGGCGAGGAUGAGUACAGCUUCUGCCUGGUGAAGAUCGGUGUGCUACAGUUCUGCGACUUCUACUGCGGCUUGCUGAGCAUCUGGGUGACCCUGGUGGCCAUGGCCCAUGUCCGAACGGAACUCGUCUCACUACUGCACAUGUUUGGAGCCAUUCUGCUGGCCUUUGGUACGGAGCUGAAUAAACAGAGCUUAUGGGUGUUCUUGGCUCCAGCUCUGACGGGGAUCUGUCUGAUCUCGACCAGCUGGGGCCUCCGAUGUGCCAAGUCUCGUAAGCUGUUCCCUUCAAGGAGAUACCUAUCGGUGUGGCUGCCCUUUGGACUGACCCUCGUGGUCGCCGGUCUGGUGUGCUAUGCCUUUCUGCAGACUAAGCAAAACUACCACAUCGUCCACUCCAUCUGGCACAUGGUUAUGGCGUUGAGCAUCCUAUGCCUGCUGCCCUCCAGAAAGUCCUUCCUGCCGAAGUGCUAGCACGCGGAGUACUGUUCCCAUGCCAGGGAGCUCCUGCUGGCUCAGGAUCAGGAGUUUCACAUGUGAGCCUGGUGACUUCGUGGCUGGAAAUAGGUUACUCCAAAGCUUUUCCUCACUCUCCCGGCGAACAAGACCGUUACAGGACCCCAUCUAGUAGUACAGUAGAAUAGUCCCUACUUUAGUUUGUACAUAGCAAUACUCAUAGAUGUAGUUGGUAAACUAAAGAGAUCCUGGAAUUGAUCAAUGAAGCACUGAAUGUUCACUAAAGCAUGCACGGAUAAAUAGGCGGAUAUAGUUAUUUAAUCGUUAUGAUAUUUGUUUUCCUAUCCUUUGCCAUACAAAUCUAUGCACUAAGGCCUACAAACAUUAACUCUACAGAAAAUAUUUCAACAGCCUUACUAAAUUUAAUGAAAAGCACGCAUGGAAAUGUGUAUGUAUAAGUGUACAUAAAUACCUGUUGUGAGGUACAUCGCUGACUGUAAGAUUAGCUAAUAAAUAGAAUCUUAUCUAAAUAUUGUCUGCACUUAUUUAAAUUAAUCAAUUUAUUGAUGAAAAUUGUGACGGUUGUUGAGCAAAACCCGAAACUUAAAUUUGUGUUUCGUUGUG